CGGUCGAGCGGGCAAACAGUGACUGUGUGUUUGCGGGCCGAGUGAGACAUGAGGGCCUACAAUGUGUACCGACUUGCUGUAGCCGUCUUUCUACACGUGGGUGCAGUAACAGCAGAGCCGGUGGGUUGCGAGGUACGUGCCCGUCUGGAAUCCGGAUGGGUGUGCGGCUUACGACGCUGGGCGGAGAACAACACUGUAUAUGCAAGCUUUCGAGGAGUUCCGUACGCGAAACAACCACUGGGCGAGUUGAGGUUCAAGGAGCUACAACCGGCAGAGCCAUGGGACUAUUUGGACGCGUCCGAAGAGGGCCCGAUAUGUCCCCAACAGGAUGUGUUCUACGGAAAAAUGAUGACGUCACAUAAGAUGGAAGAAGCCUGCAUAUACGCUAACAUACACGUUCCUAUCGAAGCUUUGCCGGAAUCCAGCCUGCGAAGACCCUUGAGGCAUCUAAAGCCGCCUUACGAGGCGGGUUUGAGUGAAGAAGAUGACCCACAACAGCCGGGUCUUCCUAUACUGGUGUUUGUGCAUGGCGGCGGCUUCGCAUUCGGGUCCGGUAAUUCGGACGUGUACGGACCAGAGUAUCUUGUCAGCAAGGGUGUUAUCGUAAUCACAUUCAACUACAGGCUGAAUGUAUUCGGCUUUCUAUCAUUGAACACUCCGAGUAUACCGGGCAACAACGCUCUCCGUGACGUCAUCACACUGCUACGUUGGGUGCGGGCCAACGCCAGGUCCUUCGGCGGAGACCCGGAGCAAGUCACACUAGGCGGACAGAGCGCCGGUGCUGCUAUUGCACAUCUCGUUUCAUUCGCACCCGACACCGACGGACUAUUUAAUAGAUUAAUACUGAUGAGUGGCACCGCAAUGCCCGCCUUUUACACAUUAUCGCCCGCUUUUGCGCAAAACAUUGCCAACAUGUUCCUGACGCACCUCAACAUCACAACUACAGACCCUGAACUAGCACACAGCCAACUGAUCAAACUCCCGUUAGACAAGAUUAUGAACGCAAACAGCAUGCUUAUAGAUUUCUUCGGACUAACGACUUUCGUGCCAGUGCUAGAAAAGAAACUACCAGGAGUAAAUCCGGUCAUACUCGAAGACCCUAUAACGCUAAUGAACAAAGGCGUUGGUAGAAACAUGGAAAUGUUUAUCGGAUUCACGAGCGCCGAAUGCGAGAGCUUCCGUCCAAGAUUCGAGCAAAUAGACAUGGUAACAAGGAUAAAUGAGAACCCCUUGCUAGUGUUAUCACCUAAUAUAAUUUUUAAUGCACCCGCCAGCGACUUGCUUAACAUAGCGAAGGAGGUAGAACAGAAAUAUUUCAAUGGAGAACCUACUAUGGACCACUACAUUCAUUCUUGUUCUGAUACGUUUUAUAAUUACCCAGCGUUGAAGAUAGCGCAAAUGAAGCAAGCAAUGGGCGGUGCUCCGGUGUUCUUGUACCAGUUUUCUUAUGAAGGAAAGGCUAAUGUAAUCAAAACAGCCUUUGGUAUAAAUUACAAAGGAGUGGGGCAUGUGGAGGACAUGACGUAUGUGUUUAAAGUUAACUCUAUCAUGGAAAAGUAUAUUACGUUCCCGCCUGGUAGCAAAGACGACUUGAUGAGGAAAAGGAUGACUGCUUUCGUUAGCAAUUUCGUUAAAUGCGGCUAUCCCAAUUGCAUUGGCAACGAGAUAGCAGCUUGGAGACCCGUUGACAGGUACCUUAGAUAUCAAGAAAUAGAGAACACAUACUACAAGUCCACUGACCCGACAGACGCUCAAAUAGAAAUGUUGGAAUUCUUCAAUAGUCUAUACAAUACCACUACGAGUUGAACAAACUGACUGACUUCAUGUAGUUUGUACGUGUACCAUUGCUAAGAAUAUUGAUAAAGUAGCUAGGAAAUGUUGAUUUGCUGGUUGACGAAGAAUUUUUAGUUCUCAAUAAUUAAUUAAAAAAUUAAAGAAAAGUCGUACGUUGACAGGAUACACUAGGUUUAGUAGUAUUUAAACAAAUAAAUUGAAUUAUGCACUAAAACGCAAACACAGCAGAGAACAAGACAAUGAUAAGACAAACAGAUUUCUAGAUAUGUAUUUCCGAACAGAACUUUAAUAUCGUGCAAAAAGACAUUUCCAUUUAUUUCUUAAGCAUCCGGUGUGAGUACUUUUAUUUAUUAAGAAUUGAGACUAGUAGUAUUAAGUUUGUGUACUCAUUGAUUCUAACCGUGAGGUUUCACUGGCGAAACAGCCGUACAAAAACGUUAUUACCUCAGUUUUUUCAAGGAGACUAAGAGAGAUAAAAUACAUUUCUGUACGAUUGUUUCAGUAGUGUAAACCUACGUUACGAAUUUUUCGACUGUAUCCAUGGUCACUGAAGUAUUUGAUACAAUUAGAUUAAGACUUAAGUUUAAGAUUUGAAGUAGAAAUGAUUAGAAUUUUUAUGUAAAGAUACGAUACGAAUUUUCAUUUGUAAUGUAAGCUCAACUGAUCAUCAAAAUCUGCAUUAUAAAUAAAAUCCCAUUCAAACUGUUGUACUCAGAGUUGUCUUUGGGUUAAAUUAGCUGUCUCUUGGUCUAGAUUUAGAUUUCUAGAUUUUCUUUUUACUAAUAGGAAUACUAAUUUAAAAGUUUGGUUAGGUGUUUAGUAUCACUUAACUCCAGAACGGCUAACCGGAUCUGGUUGGUGUAGCGAUAAAUUAUAAUUAACUACUAUAUAUUAAUAGCUUUUGAUCAAGACUCCGUCCGAGCGGAAUUAAAAAAAAACAUAAUCAAUAUGUGUUCUUCUAGACUAUGUUCUAC
Papilio machaon (common yellow swallowtail) is the source of this 2768-nucleotide messenger RNA. RefSeq names its product juvenile hormone esterase-like. The record is from RefSeq and is a predicted model, not a curated record. Bases 49 to 1806 code for a protein of 585 amino acids. The transcript is spliced from 6 exons. NCBI's taxonomy places the organism in Eukaryota, Metazoa, Arthropoda, Insecta, Lepidoptera, Papilionidae.